UUAGUCCUUAGGCGUAUUUUUCAAUAUGAAUUGGGCAUACCUUAAAUGUUUAGAAGAUUCACCUGCCUCGGUUCGAUGACCGAAAAAAAAACGUAUUUAAUUAAAGUAUAAUAAGAAAACCAGAUAAAAUACAAUAUCAUAUUUAUAGUUCUUUUAAGAUGUCUGAAGAGCCGACAACUAGCCAAAAGCUCACCCAAUUUGUUUUCUCCCUUGAGGAGGAUGAUCUUGUGAUAGAAACCCGGCCACCCCCGACAAUUAAGGACCAAUUGACCGAGAUCUGCCAAAAAAUUCGUUUUUUGGAGACGGUGUUGGAGGCCAACACGAAGAAGCUGGCGAAGACGGCCGAGAUCAGCCAAAAAGUUCGGUCAUUGGAGACGGUAAUGGAGGCCAACACGAAGCAGCUGGCGGAGACCACAAACCAGGUUGCGAGGAUGAUGGCCUUGUUGGAGAUUUUCGUGAAGGGGAAGGCGAAGAAUGUGGCUGUGGAAGUGGCGUUCCCAGACACAUCGGAGGAAGACCUGGUGGCUUUAGAUCAGAACAUAAGCUCAGGGUCCCAAGAACGCUACAUGGAAGCAAUAACAAAAAUUUUAAAGAGCAACCAUUUGUCCAAGACAAUAAAGGGCGUUUUGUCAGAAACGCUCUUGUGCGCCUACAACAUAGACGGCCUAAACGGGAAAAAGUCUUUAAAAGCAUUUCCCAAAUUCUUUUCCGUUCUGAUUGGUAUGUAUAUUUGUUAUUUUGCUAUAAUCUAAUAAUAUUAUUAUUAAAUUACUUUUCGUUACAGAAAGCAUAAGCACAUUAGAAGGCCUUGGCCCACGCACUGGCAUGUGUAAAAAAUAGUGCUAACAAAAAAGAAAAAAAUUAGUA
Drosophila yakuba is the source of this 867-nucleotide messenger RNA. RefSeq lists its product as uncharacterized. Bases 159 to 752 code for a protein of 197 amino acids. NCBI's taxonomy places the organism in Eukaryota, Metazoa, Arthropoda, Insecta, Diptera, Drosophilidae. The transcript is spliced from 3 exons. The record is from RefSeq and is a predicted model, not a curated record.